AUGGCUCAAACCCAACACCAUCACCGCUCCACGACGAAGACGGCCAACAAGCCCUUCAAGGCCCGCCACGCAUCGAAAUCCUCCCUCAAGAACCAAGCAAAGGGAAAAGUCGAAGAUUGGGAGAGGGGCACCCGCAAGACUCCUCAUCAGCAGGUGAUGUCGAAGCUGGAUAGGCGUAACCGGGCAAAGCAGCUUCGGGUGAAUCACAAUGCAGAGAGGGAGGAGAAGGCCUCGGUCUUCGCAGGCAGGGACGGGGCUCCUCGAAUAGUUUCUGUCGUGCCGCUGUGUCAGGACAUUACGCUGCACGAAGUAUUGAACUCUUUGAAUGCAAGCGUCGACGUUGAGGAAGAGGUGUCACAACAAUCUCACUCGUCGAGAGUCGAAAUUCCACGGUUCAAGCAGAGAGUCCACUACCUGACUCCAGCACGAGACCUGAUACAGACCCUGGACGCUUGCAGGACCGCGGACUUCGUGUUGUUUGUCUUGAGCGCAAACGAGGAGGUCGAUUCGCUUGGGGAACAGAUGCUGCGAUGUAUCGAGUCCCAAGGAGUUUCCACUGUCCUGACGGGCGUUUACGGCUUAGACAAAGUCGAGCCGGCCAAGAAGAGGCCAGAUGUCGUGAAAAGCCUCAAGAGCUUCAUUGCGCACUUCUUCGCCGCCCAGGAAAAAGUCCACGACCUCAGCAGCAGACAGGAUUGCAGCAAUGUCAUGCGUAGCUUAUGCACGACGAUGCCAAAGGGCAUUCGAUGGCGAGAGGAUCGUAGUUGGAUGUUGUUGGAAGACUGUGCAUUCGAUGGUGACCAUGCGAUUGUCACUGGAGUAGUGAGAGGCAAGGGGCUGAAGGCCGAUCGUUUGGUGCAGAUCGGAGAUUGGGGUGAUUUACAAAUCGACAAGAUUACUGCGGCACCUGCGCAGACCCGAUCGAGACGAGCCAAGGUAGAUGAAAUGACAGUUGAUGCUCCAGAUGGCGAGAAGGUCCUGGACAGUCCGACGGAAGAACAGGACGACCUUGCCGAGCUUGCUCCGGAAGAAGCCAUCAUGGAGGACAUAGCCGCUACCUCUAUCGCACCCUCAGAGCGCAAAGCAGUGUUACUGGACGAUCAUCACUAUUUUGACGAAGACGACAGGAACCAGCUGCCGGCCCCUAAGCGGCUGCCUAAAGGUACAAGCAAAUAUCAAGCUGCAUGGUAUCUAGGAGACGUGUCAGAUUCUGGGUCGGAUCUUGAAGAUGUGGAUGACGAAGACGACGAUGAUAUGGACUUUGAUGGUUCGGUGGCAGCAGGACCUGCAGACGGCCAUUUUGACGAUGUGAUGAGAGAACCUACUGAAGCCGGUGCUCCUUCUGAGUAUCCGCAAAGCGAAGCAUUCGGUGAUCACGCUCCAGAAGAUGAGGCAGAUCAGAUCGAGGCAUAUCGUCAGCAGCGACGUGAUGAGGCUGAAGAUGAUCUCGAGUUCCCGGAUGAAAUUGAAUUGCAUCCCGGCGUGAACGCGCGAGAGCGCUUGGCGCGUUAUCGAGGUCUUAAAAGCUUACGAACAAGCCAUUGGGAGACUGAAGAGGACAAGCCAUACGAGCCUGACGAGUGGACUCGCUUGCUGGAAAUCGCAGACUACAAAUCAGCAAAGAAUCGUGUGUUGAAGGAAGCCUUGCAUGGCGGUGUAAAGCCUGGCACCAGGGUCCACGUUCACUUGCGCAUUCCGGAAGGUCGUUUGAAUGAACUUCACAGCCUUCCUCGACCAACCGCACUCUUCUCGCUACUCCGCCACGAACACAAACGCACCGCAGUGAACGUCUCCCUGACACUGUCAUCGGAUUAUCCGGCACCACUCAAGAGUAAAGAGGAGCUCAUUCUGCAGUGUGGUCCGCGGAGGCUCGUGAUCAAUCCUCUGUUCAGCCAGGCUGGCAACACACCUAACAAUGUGCAUAAGUUUGACCGGUACAUGCACCCUGGCCGGACUGCGGUUGCUACGUUCAUUGGUCCUGUUACGUGGGGAAGUGUCCCAUGCCUUUUUUUCAAACCCUCAACGCCGCGAGCCCCGAUCGAUGCCAUUGAAGACCUUGCGGCCUCACUAGCGCCCUCGAAGGAGCCGGCUCUUGGGCUUAUCGCCACCGGAACCACCUUACCGCCAUCCACACAGCGCAUAAUUGCGAAGCGAAUCAUAUUGGCGGGUCAUCCGUACAAGAUUCACAAGAAGCUUGUCACAGUUCGUUACAUGUUUUUCAGCGCGGAAGACGUUCAAUAUUUCCGGGCACUGCAGCUGUGGACCAAACGGGGCAGAAGCGGUUUCAUCAAAGAGACAUUGGGAACUCACGGAUACUUCAAGGCUACGUUUGACGGCAAGGUCAAUCCUCUGGAUGCCGUGGCGGUCAGCUUGUACAAGAGAGUGUGGCCGCGGCAAGCUCGAUCUUGGAAUUCUCAGCGUAAUGGUGAUUCCGACGAGGCGCCACAACUCGUCAGCGCUCAGGCAGGCGAUGGGAUGGUCGAGUAA
Molecule: messenger RNA, 2487 nt
Organism: Lecanosticta acicola
Lineage: Eukaryota; Fungi; Ascomycota; Dothideomycetes; Mycosphaerellales; Mycosphaerellaceae
Source: the annotation of a GenBank genome assembly